Molecule: messenger RNA, 1574 nt
Organism: Puntigrus tetrazona (Sumatra barb)
Lineage: Eukaryota; Metazoa; Chordata; Actinopteri; Cypriniformes; Cyprinidae
Product: SLAM family member 5-like
Exons: 6
Coding region: 467-1384 (305 amino acids)
Source: RefSeq, a predicted model, not a curated record
ACCAAGCAAACGCACAUGCUCUAAAUUCCAGUCUACCUACCAAACUAGUUUACCCUACAGAUCAAACAACAUUUCUGAUAAAAGCCAAACCCGCAGCAGGUUUCGGUUUGACUCGAGCUGAACUUCAGUAAAGCCGGUACUGUGAGGCAUCUAGCAAUUGUAUCAACGGCAUAUGAAGAGUUUAUCUUCAAAAACAGUAACUCGGUUUUUUAUGCAUUUUCAAAAAUCAUGUUUUUUACAUUUUAAUUAAUUGUGGGUAUUAUCAAAACAACCCAACUGCGACCGAAUUGAUAUUAAUUGGAACAAACAAACUCUUCAUAUAUCUGUUACUAUUAUGCUUUUUAAAUGGUUCAUGUUUUAUAGAUAUAUAUCUACAUAUUUAUAUAGACGUUCAGAGUGUUUGUGUCAACAAUAGGAGUGUCCAAGAUAAACAGCCUCAUUAGUUCAGACCUUUCAAUGCCGUGACAUGCUUUUUUUGUUCUGUUUGUGCUGCUGGAGUCUGAUCGGCAUGUUUGUGGCAGAUACAAAUGAAAUACAGUCCGUGAUGGAGGGAGAUUCUGUCUCUCUAAACUCUGAUCUUACUCAGAUACAUAAUGAGACCAUAGCUUGGACAUUUGAAUCGGAAAAGGCUAAUAUAGCUAAAAUCAGAGGAAAGAAACAAAACUUCUCCACGUUCGAUAAUGUUCUUGAUGGGAGAUUCAGAGACAGACUGAAGCUGGAUCAUCAGACUGGAUCUCUGACCAUCAUGAACACCAGAACCACAGACUCUGGACUUUAUAAACUACAGAUACUCACAGCUAAUCUGUACACGAAAAUGUUCAAUGUUACGGUCUAUGCUCGUCUGCCAGUUCCUGUCAUCAACAGAGACUGCUCUUCAUCAUCAUCGUCAUCUUGUUCGUUGUUGUGUUCGGUGGUGAACGUGGGUCAUGUGACUCUCUCCUGGUACAAAGGAAACAGUUUAUUGUCCAGCAUCAGUGUGUCUGAUCUCAGCAUCAGUCUCUCUCUACCUCUGGAGGUGGAACAUCAGGAUAAAAACACCUACAGCUGUGUGAUCAACAACCCCAUCAGAAACCAGACCACACAUCUGAACAUCAGUCAACUCUGUCACACGUGUUCAGGAUCUCUGGUAGCAGUGAUCUCUGUUGUCGUUGGAGCUCUGUUGAUUGUCGCUGCAGUCGGGAUCUUCUGCUUCUUCAAGAAAUGUAGAAAAACGGACAAAAAAGCAGACCAAACUUGUAAAGAAGAAAUAACUUAUGCUGAAACAACAUUCAACAAAAGAGAAAUACACAAACGGAACUUUAAAGAGGAGAAUCAUGUUGUGUAUGCAUCUGUCGCCACGAGACAGCAAAAGGAAACUGGUUCAUGGGGAAAAACGUAUGUUUGAGUCUAAAAUGAGAAGUUUUACAGAGGCUUGUCAGAGGACAUUUAUUCACGCGUCAGCACAGAUUCACACUGUAGUAAUGUUUAUAUAAUGUAUAUAAUGUUUAUAUACAUAUGUUGUUAUUUUUGUUUUACUGCAGAGCAAUAAAUAGUUGCAUAAGCUUUAUUGAGUAAAACUUGUGUAUGGACAUGCA